Molecule: messenger RNA, 1788 nt
Organism: Lachancea thermotolerans CBS 6340
Lineage: Eukaryota; Fungi; Ascomycota; Saccharomycetes; Saccharomycetales; Saccharomycetaceae
Gene: TOK1
Product: Tok1p
Exons: 1
Coding region: 1-1788 (595 amino acids)
Biological process (GO): stabilization of membrane potential; potassium ion transmembrane transport
Cellular component (GO): membrane
Molecular function (GO): potassium ion leak channel activity
Source: RefSeq, a predicted model, not a curated record
AUGGUGCGAAAGAAUAGUUCAGAUGCCGAGCGUGAAUAUAAGCGACUUCUGGAUGAGUCGCUUUCGUUCAACAGAGACAAAGUGAUCAUCUUAAAUGCGGAGCCGUCGAGCCGCUCGUUUGUAAUAUGGUUUAUCAUAUCGAGUUAUUUUCCCGUGAUUACUGCCUGUUUGGGUCCUAUAUCAAACACCAUCGCCGUGGCUGGCAUUGUUGGGAAGUGGAGGGCAGACGCGGCGGGAAAAACGCAUCCGGAUCCAAAGGGAGUCUACGCUGUGAAUGUGGUUUCACUGGCCUUGGGCUGUGUCUCUAACUUUGUUCUUCUUCUACAUUUCUCGAAGAGGGUCGGCUACAUACGAGCGCAGCUCACCAAUAUAGUUGGGUGGACGUUGGCUGGGGGACUGCUGCUUGCAGAUGUGAUAGUAUGCAGUCAAAGAGAUUUCCCGCCCAACUUACAAAGAACUGUUGGAUUUUGGUACGCGUCCUUCACUGUAUUGCUAUAUUUUGGCUCUACUGUCCUGUUAUCAAUUCACUACUGCGGCUAUAAGGCUGGGAAAUACCCAGCGAAAUUCAAUUUGACGGAUAGCGAGAGAAAUGUUAUGAUUUUCACAUUUGUUCUAUCGAUUUGGUUUAUAUGGGGGUCAGCAAUGUUCUCCAAGUUGAUAGAAAUCAGCUUUGAUGAAGCGCUUUAUUUCUGUACAGUUUCCAUACUAACAAUCGGCUUAGGAGACAUUGUCCCUCUCUCCGUCUCUGCCAAGAUCAUGACCCUUGUUUACUCGAUGUCUGGCGUUAUAAUAUUGGGUCUCAUUGUCGCUUUGACUCGCUCCAUACUCCAAUCUUCUUCGGGCCCAAUUCUCUUUUUUAACCGCGUUGAAACUGCUCGUACUAAGGUUUACGAGAAACUGAUUGCAAGUGGCGAGCAGUUGGAAGGAAGAGAAGCAUUUGAAGUUAUCAAGAAUAUUCGCAAGGUUUCAGUACAGCGACAAAAGAGAUGGAGCGUGCUCUCGACUCUGGUUAUUUUUAUUGCGUUUUGGCUUCUUGGGGCGCUUGUGUUCCAUUUUGCAGAGCGCUGGAACUAUUUUAACUGCUUAUACUUCUGUUUUUUGUGCUUGAUAACUAUUGGUUUUGGCGAUUAUGCGCCGAAGACGGGUUGCGGGAGAGCGUUUUUUGUGAUAUGGGCCAUUUGCGCUGUGCCCUUAAUGACAGCUAUCAUAAACACAGUCGGAGAAACCUUACAUUCGAUGUCAAGCAAUCUGGAGAUCAACAUUGCAAAAUCUUCUGCACUCCUUCUGUCACCUGUGUUUUCUAUGUUUGACAAGAUAUGCUCAUUCUGUUCCAAUAGUCCAAAAGAAACGCAAAUGGACCACAGUGUGGCUGAUGAACAUGGCCCCCAAAGCGCAAGCGAAUCACAAGCAGAAGGAAACGGGGAACUCCUUUCAAUUCAUAGCCCAGAAAGGCCGCCUUCCAAACCUGAUUUUGACAGUGGUUCAGAUUCCUCGAUUGAUUCAAAGAUUGCAACAAAACUUAAAGACUACUUACAAGUUAUAAAGUGGUUGAGAGAACUUUCGCAUCGUAAGCCAGACUCCAAACUUGACUUUGAUGAAUGGGCAAGGUUGUUUUCUUCCAUUAGUGACGAUGGAGACAGAACGCUAGGGGACCCCCACUUCUGGGUCUCAGAGGAUUCACCUUUGAGAUAUCCGAUUGAUGAACCACGUUAUGUUAUGCAUAAUCUACUUAUCAACCUUGAGAAUGACAUAGAGCGUUUAGUAAGGAAAAACAGCGAUGAGGCUUGA